UUUUUCUUUUAAAGUCCAUUCUCUAGAACUGUCAGUUUGCCAGCUUUGACCAUGUCUGGGAUAUCUGAACAUUUUAAGAUGAUAGAAAAUGAAGUCUCCACCAAAAAUAAUAAAAUAUGCUUUACCGAAGGAGUUCGGCUGGGAACAAACAUAAGAUGGUCCGGAUCCAACUAAAACACUCCUUUAAAUGUGUGCAUCUCACCUCCUCCCCCAUGUUUGCAAGGGCACAUUGGGCUUCUAAAGAACAACACCUUAGAGACCCCUUCUGAAGUUGGAAGCAACAGAGAACAUUGCUUAAUAGAAUUAAGCUAAUUGCAUGGACACAUGAACUUACCACAAGGGGUCCUGUCCACCUAUUCUGGAAAUGUCUGCAUGUGGAACAUAGCAGCAAGUGAAGAGUCAUCCUCUUGUUCAUCUGACCAACCUGUGUGCCUGGCCAGUUGGUCCAAUCUCCAACAGUACACAGCUGAACCCCCAGGAAGAUGUUUCCAAGAGGGGAAGAUGGCAUCAGGUAACCCCAGGGAACUGGAUCCAGGAAGUCAGCCUGCACAGAUAGGAGAGGGCACUCUGGAAACUGAGGCGGUGUCACUGGCUGUAGGGGAAGGGUUCCCAAAUGAGAUUUCCCUCUCAUUUUUGGUCAAGAGUCGUUCAGAACAGGGCCUCAAUGCCCAGCUGCAGGAGGCAGCAAGAAAGAAGCUGUGGGCCCUGGAAAAUGAUGAUAAAGACGUGUGUGCUCUUUUCAAGGAGCUGUCAGCCAGGCUGGUGUGUAUCCAUGCCCAGGAGAAUCGCUUUCUACUCUCCUUCAAGACUGUAGAAGAAAUUUGGAAGUUUUCGACAUACUUAGCACUUGGCUAUGUGGGUUGCUGUUUGGAGCAUCUUCUUUUCACUCCAGAGUACUGGCUGAACUGUGCUUUGGUGGAGGACACUGAGAUCAUUGUUGCUCUAGAUGAAGAUCACAUGGCCACCAUGUACCUAGGCCUUCUGCUUCAGGAAGGAAACUUCUUUGCCAGGGUGGUGGUUGGUGACCUGACAGAUGAAGAAGAGGAUGAUUUGAAGCUCUCCAAAAAUGAGUUCGUCCAUGUGAAAGACAUUGGGCAUGACACUAAAUGGGAAGGGACAUCUCUGUUGACCGAUCAGAGGGGCCUGGUCCCUGUCACAACCAUAGAACCAUUGCCCCAUCCCUUUUACCAGUGGUUUCUGAAGAACUAUCCAAUGAGCUGUGGCAUCUCCAAACAAAUAAGUGGACCUGGCUCUUUGCAGAUUGGCCAAGGGAGGUGCACUGCCACAGAGGAUCAUAGAGGAAGAGGAUGGGAUGAGCUGAGCUUCUGCAAAGGCGAUGCCAUAGAGGUCACUGGCUUUUUCAUUUCAGGUCUUCAGUGGUUUAUAGGAAAAUCCACCAUCAGUGGGGCAGUAGGCUUUGUCCAAACCAAAUGUGUGCAUCCCGAGACUUAUGAACCAAUAAGGAAAAGCCCGCUAUUUUUUAGUGAAGAAGUAGCGUCUCUUCUCCAGGUUCCAUCCAAUGGCAAUGAGAUGCAUUACAGUAAUCUUCUUGGCGAAUGGGCGCAGACAGACAUCACCUCUGUGUACAGGCUUGAUGGUUUUGAACCUGUUGCAAUGUACCCAAGAAUGCCAUCAGAUGCAGUUGUACAGGGACUUAAGGAUGGCUGGAUGUUUGAGGGGUGGGGGAAGCAGGCUAGCAAUAGCUUGCCCACUCCUAGUGAUUCUGAACAGUCCAGUCCUGUUGGUGAAUCUUCACCUUCUGCCCUGGAACACUUGCUUCUGCCAGAACCAGAUGACCUUGACGACCCCAAGUUCUUCAUUGACCUGAAUGCUGGGCAUAUGGAAGACUCUGAUGUUUUUGACCCUAUACUGACUUUUCUCAACCAAGAUGGCUAUGUGGCCCAUUUCCAAAGUCUCUAUGACCUCUCUUUUUCCUUCCUCAGUUCCACCUUCUAUGGCUUCUCCAGUGAGGAAGAACUAGUCUUAUACCUAGAGACAUCCAGGAACUGGGCCAAGAGGGGUCACCUUGCUUGGGCUCAUAUCCGGAUAUGCUUUCUUUUGGGCCGUCUCUGCGUCAAGAGGGCCAAGUUCUCCCAAGCACGAGUCUAUUUUGAGGAAGCCAUGAGCGCCAUGGACAGAGGUUUUGACGACUUGCCCCUGCUUGCCACGUUGCAUACAAACCUUGCUGCCAUUUAUCUGAAGCAGAAGAUGAAGCAGAAGUUCUUAUCCACGUUUGGGAAAGGGGUGGCCCUUCUGGCCUGCCUACCUGGGCACUGCUUCACUUCUGAGAAUGAGCUUGAAGUCAUGAUGUACAUCCUGAGAGAAGCCAUUGCUGUGGGCAACACUGCUUUGGAAGCUCGGGCCUGCUUCCUUGUCGUCAGGCUCUUCUUGCAGCUGGGCAAGUAUGACGAGGUCUUGCCUUUUGUGGAACGUUUGCAGUUCCUCUGUGCUGGUGUCUCUACCGAGGACUCCAGUGCACCCUGUUUAGACACAAUGCCUCUCUUGACCUACCUCUAUGACAAGAAAUACUUGCCACAUGUUGCCUUGGCAUCAGCCAGGCUUUUCCCCCCCACCGCUCUAAAAGGGGCACUGACUCCCAUUUGGAGAGCUGGAUUCAUCCUUGCAAACGCCUCUAAGCUCCUGAAAGUCCAAGAGAGGAGGAGCAGCAGCAGCAUCCCUGCUUUGACUUGCGUGUAUCUGAGCUGUGCAUUGGCCUUCUCCCAUGAAAACGGAGCUGUGUCCACUGAGAGAGCCUUGUGUACAGUGUUAUCCAAAAUGUACCUCAAGCAUGGCAUGUUACAAGCAGCUGUCCAUUAUUCAAAUAGGGCUGUUGCCCUUGGCAAAGCGAUGGGUGAGGAGGAAGCUUUUGAAUCCUCCCUUUCUUUGGGAUGGAUGUAUGCUUUGAGCAGCCAGCCAGGAAAAGCUUCAGAGAUCAUGUUGUGCCUCCUGCGUUCUCUGCGACAGACAGAUAGCAUCACACAGGAUGGGGUUGUCCACAACCUUCUGGCCAUUGCCCUUAAAGGAGAAGGGCAGGUGCAGAAGUCAGCAGAGAACUAUCUAAGGGCCUUAAAUAAAGCCAGGGAGACUGGCAACAGGCGGAACCAAGCCAUUGCAUUAUCCAACUUUGGGUGCCUGGCUGUCUCUUGCCAGGCAAACUGCCUAGCAGAAUGCUACUUUCUCCAGGCCAUUAGGUUGUAUUUUGAACUCCAGGGUGGAGAUGAUGCACAGAUGGAGCUGGUGCAGAUUCUGCUGUGGCUGGCCCAGUCCCAGGUGGAGAGGCAUAAGAUGGAAGAGAGCAGACUGUUUUAUGAGCUGGCCUUGGCAGUGGCCUUGAAGACACACAAUGUGAUGAGUCAGCUUCAUGUCACCGAGUCCCUCUACCAUUUCUAUAGCAAAGUGCAUCCAAAUACCGUGGCCUGCAUUAUCUACCAUGAGCACCAAGUUCUCCUAGCUCAGCAACUUCAGGACAGAGAAAUGGAAGGACAGCUUCUGCAGGUUCUUGGCCAGCUCUACCAGAGUCUACGGACAACCAGAUCUCUGAAACGGGCACUGGACUGUACCAAACAAAGUCUGAGAAUCUUCAUUGACCUGGAAGAAACAGUCAAAGCAGCACAGGCCUGGCUACAGGCUGGAAGGCUCUACUACCAAAUGCAAGAGGAUGACCUUGUGGAAAUGUAUUUGCAGGCAGCCAUACAGAUGGCACUGAAAUCUGGAGAGCUGCAUUUGGCCAUGGAACUGUAUGAAGAGGCUGGUGAUGUCUUCUUCAAUGGGAUCCAGAACAGACAACAAGCAGUGGAAUAUUACAGGCAAGGAGCUGUACCUUUGGCUAGGAAGCUGAAAGUGGUGCAGGCUGAGCUGAGAGUGUUCAACAAGCUGACUGAGCUGCAGAUUGGACUCCAGAAUUAUGAAAAGGCUUUGGAAUUUGCUACGUUAGCAGCCAGGCUCAGUGUGGAUGUAGGAGAUCAGUUGCAAGAGCUAGUUGCCUUUCACCGUCUGGCGAUGGUAUACUAUUUUCUGCAAAUGUAUGAAAUGGCUGAGGACUGCUACCUGAGGACAAUCUCUCUGCACUCACCAUUUCUGGAAGGUGCUCAGGAAGCAAUGUAUUAUUCCAAGGUUUACUGUCGCCUGGGAGAUCUGACUCUGCACAAAUUAAAGGAUGAACAAGAUGCAGCUAACUACUUCCUCUUGGCCUUGGCUGCUGUCACUGAGCUUGGCGACCAGGCUUGGGAAGGCAAGAUUAAGUCCAAGUUGGCACAGAUAUACAAUGCUUCUCAGUCAGACAAGAGCCCAAGAGGCUGGACCACAUAUCGGGCCCGAUGGCUGAGUGAAGGAAGAGAUGAUGUAUGACAUAUCACCAUGUGGGACUCAGGAGCUCUCAGACCUCUGAAACAGAAGGAACAAAGCUCAUUCUUCUUACCUCACUACCAAAGCAUUCCCAGGUGCCUCCUAGACCCAAACAGGAGAACAUGUCCCAGUGCUUCAAUCUCCCUGUGCUUUGAAAUUAGUUAUGAGAAAAACGUAAUUGGUUGUGGAUGGAUAUGCCAACUUCAUCAGCAUUUUUGUAGCCUGGUGUUUUGUUAGCAACACAUACAAAGAGAAGACAUUCACUGACACAUCCAGACCUCAUUUAAAUAGAUACAGGACAAGUCCAUGCCAUACAUUUAAAGCAGAUCUGUAGGUAUUGCUUAAAGUGUAAACUGAAAGCACAAGGUAGGAUGGAAACAAGAGCAAGUCUGAUGGAACGCAAGUUGGCCAGGCUUUGAAGGAGCUGGAGCUGAUCUCUGAAAAGAUACUUCAAGAAGAUGUUCAGCUUGUACCAUUCAACUUCAGUGCCAAAAUGGAGAGUGCUCUUUCACAUUCCCUGCAAGCCUUGAAUAAGCUGAAGGGCCCUGAGAAAGAAGAAUUUUCAUUUCUGCCGGGAAUGUAUUUUAAGUUAUCUAGGCUUAUAUUUAUUUCAGGGUUCCCCCCCCGUUUUAUCUCUGUCACCAGAGAGUUUCUUGGUGCCAAUGAACUGCAUUAGGGCCACAAAAAAUAUUCAUAGCAAAAGACAGAAUGUCAGAUAGCACCUUAAAAGAUAGAAUGUGCGCGUGAUUGAUAAAGCAGAAGACAGAUGGAAUGCAAGAGGUCUCAAAACCUGUUCUUCAGUCAAGUAAUGAACUACCUUCAUAACGGAAUUGAUAGAAGACUAUACUGGCAAAUCAACCCUGCCUGAGGCCCCUUUCCUGCCAUUCCUUUGGAACACGGAAAGCUGCUUCUACUGUGUCUGACCGUUGGUGCAUCUAGCACAGUAUUGUAGACACUGACUGGCAGCAGCAUUCCAGGGUUUCAGACAGGACUCUUUCCCAGCCCUACCUGGAGAUACCAGGGAUUAAACCUGGGACCUUCUGCAAACAAAACAUGUGCUCUACCACUGAGCUACAGCCCCUCUCUUCCUCACUGAUGUUUCCUCCUCACAAUUUUCCCAGCCAGAGCAGGAGUGGAAGAGGGAGGUGGGUAUGGAGAAGCAAGAUGGAUGGGUUUCAACUAGUCUUUAUUUCAUUGAUUUGGUCAUCUGUCAGAUCAUUUUAUGAAACUGGGCUUGGAGCAAUGUGAACUCUUCUUACACAUUAAGUGUGUCUUCACCCUAAAGCGUCCAGUAGAACCUGAAUUCCGCAAAUCACUUUUAAAAACUUAUCCUGCUUUCAAAAAAUUUGGAAUAUUUAGACAAGGGAAACGAUAGGCAGAGGUAAGCUGCAGAAAAGGGAUGGGGACCCUCAGGCCCUGCUCUGUGUCCUCCUUGAGUGCUUUCACCUGGUUGGAGUGUGUCCUUGCACUGGGUUGACGCCUCGUGCUAGCCAUGAGGGAGCUCUAGGGGUGGGUAGUGAGUGUGUGUGUGUGUAAACCUCUGACUUUUGUAUGGUUGGAUUAUACAAAGGUGACAUCCAUUGCUCUGCCCACUUUUGCCUCUGGCUGUACCUACCAUUGGUUUGGCUCCCCCAGAAGAUUGCCCAUGAGGGAAUAUGAUCCUUAGGCUGGAAAAGGUUCCCCACCCCAGGUACAGGCACAGAGGCUGAGGUGGGGUUAGCCUUCAAGAGCAGUGGUACCUCUCCUUCUCCAACAGUGGGCUACGUUGCUCUGCCUUGUGAAUGAAACUGUGGCUGUGGCUACAGAAUUCAAAGAAGCCAAACAUGAUAGCCUUUGCUUCAGGGUCAGGCCCUCAGUUCUUUGUUGGGAGUUUCUGCUUGGGUUAACCCUUGCACUGGUGAUCAACAAAGGAGUGUCCACAUAAUGCCUAUAGUUACCAAGUCUCCACUGGCCCUAGGACUGAGAGAAGAUGGAUUCUGCGUAUUUGGAGCAUAUGAGAUGUAGCCUGAAUUCCACAGGGGCAGUGGAAACAUUUCCAUAGCCAUGCUCUGUGGGCCUCUGCGUCUUAGUGCUGCCAAGAAGCUGAAUCCUUGCUCCAUUGCCUCUGCCCACCUUUCCUUGCUGGAUGCUCCCAGCCCUUCUUUCUGUUGACACUGAGCAAAUAUACCCCACCAGUUGCUGGGGAACACAAGGAGUGGUGGAGGGUGCUCUUUGCAUUCAGGUCCUGCUUGCGGGUUUCCCAUGGGCAACUAGUUGGCCACUGUGAAAAGAGGAUGCUGGACUAGAAGGCCAUUUGGCCUGAUCUGGCCAGGCUCUUCUUGAGUUCUUGUGAAAUGAAAAUAAAGCUCCCUGUUUUUUGCCUUUUUCCUCCUAGGAAGCCUUCUGCCCCAUUAGGAGAUGCACAAAGAGGUCUCGCAUUUGGAGCAGACACGCUUCCCUGUGAGGUAGACACUGGUAACAUAAGCCAGUGUCUGCAUCAGGCAUGGCUGGGCCCUUGGGCACCAGCAGUGUCAUGCUCCACAAUGCCCCCUCCUGAUGCAGGCAGCAUGGGAUUUAAAUAGGUCUGCCUGCCACACCUACCUCCUGCUUCAGCGCGUAUGCCCCAUGCACUGCCAUCGCUCAAGAUGGUGGCAGAGGUAUCAACCCCUUAAUCUUGGGUGAUGGCAGGCAUGCACGCACAGUGUGUAGGGUGUGUGCACUUAUGCACUGCCGCAGCAGGUAGGUGGUGUGUGUGUUGCCUGGGAGCUCGUGCUCUGUGAUCUGCAGCAGCAUCGGAUCACUGCAUCCCACAACCUGACCCUGGUGUGGAUCGCAGAGCAGGAGUUCCACCCUCCCAGCCUAAAGAAGGGCCCUGCAGGGGCCACAGGGGCCCUUGGUCAUGGCCCAACCUGGCCGCCCACUGGUGCCAGGCCUGACACAAGCCCAAGCUCAUUUCAAAAAUAUUGCAGAAGAAAUGGUGGUGGUGGGGAGUGCAUUGCUUGCUCAUCUCUGAAAUACUGGGGAGUUAUCACAUUUGCCUCCUUUAUGUCUGAACUUUUGAGUGUCUGCUGGGAGGUAUAAGUGAGGAAGCAGCACAAGUGAUGACACCUCACUGUCUUUAUGAAAAAAAUCCUUUCUCAUACAAAAUGAGAAAAUUAUUCAGGAUAAUAAUACUGAACUGUACCAGUGACUGCAAACAGCUGAUAUACCCAUGCCUCAGAACAAACUCCCUGCAGCUAAAUGUGAAUGGCCAUACCUAAGUAAUAUAGCAUAUAGUUUGCAUGCAGAAGGCCCAGGUUUGCUUCCUUGGCAUCUUCCAUUAAAAGGAUCUCAAAUCAAGUCACAAAACUGGGGCCUGAGACUUUGGAAAGCCACUGUCUUGUCAUAUUAGAUUAGAUGUGAUAAUAGUCUUGCUUGGUGCAAGACAGCUGCAUAUUCUCAUAUAUGGUGUUCGGAAUUGUAGCACGGAUUUACCAGCUUGCAAUGUGCAGUUUUGCCUUUUCCUUGUGCUAUAUCUCAUCUCACCACUAGAGAGCAAUAAAAACUACUUCCAGGUAAUGUUUAUUUUUCCAUUGUUAUUAAGAGCAAGAAUCUAUUUUGAAAUUAAUAAGGACUCCUUAACGAUCAGAACCUUGAAGACACAGCUGUGCCUGUCUGAGUGGACGUGGUUAGGAACAUCCUCCCACCCACCCCCACCCCCAUGGACAUUGUUCUUAAGUUUUUCUAAAUCCUAAACAGAUCACAUGGGUUUCCCUGAUAUUAUGUACAAUUGUAGGUUUCCUUCUCCCACCCUUCACUCAUGUAUCAAAUCAGUUAAAUGGCAAGAAUUUGCUUUCAAAAAUGGUGCAGAAUUGGGCUUUGUUGCUU
Messenger RNA from Rhineura floridana, 8190 nucleotides. RefSeq names its product SH3 domain and tetratricopeptide repeats 2 (gene SH3TC2). Lineage: Eukaryota; Metazoa; Chordata; Lepidosauria; Squamata; Rhineuridae. Gene Ontology annotation, cellular component: recycling endosome. Gene Ontology annotation, biological process: regulation of ERBB signaling pathway; regulation of intracellular protein transport. The record is from RefSeq and is a predicted model, not a curated record. The coding region runs from base 325 to 4347 and encodes 1340 amino acids. The transcript has 19 exons. Gene Ontology annotation, molecular function: protein binding.